AUGAUCUACCUAUGUGAGGACGUGUCAGGAGGUCAUGUGAACCCCGCCAUCUCACUAAUGUUCUUCCUGGAUACUCAGAUCUCCUUCAUCAGAAUGAUUUGUUACAUUUUCGUGCAGUUCUGUGGUGGUUUCGCUGCUGCAGGUUUACUGUGGGGAAUUGGUAAUUUUGAGGGUCUUCCAGAUUUCGCACCUCCAACAUUUGAAAAUUUUCCUUUUAUCAAAGUAAUAGUGUUCAUGGUAGCUGGUAGCUGGAUGUUGAUACUGGUCACUCUGGCAGCAAUUGACACUAGAAGAGGUCAUGCUGAUUGUUUCCUUCAACCAUUCGCUAUCGGAAUGAGUGUUCACGUUGCUCUCCUCUUCAUGGGACCAUAUGUCGUGACUGGUCUUAAUCCAGUAGUGAUUUGCUGGUAUAUAGUCUGCGGAGUCUGGACUCACCAUCUAUGGGCUUUUGGACUUCUUCCGUUUUUGGGGACAGCUACUGCAGUUGCUGUUUACAACGGAAUCCUGCGUCCUUACAAGGCGUGAAGGAUGAGCUACGUGUAAAAAAUUAUUGUAUGGCAUUCUUAUCAGUUUUGUGGUUAUCUACUUAUUACGUUGUGUUUAGAUUGUUUUACAAAAUAAUCGGCUGUAUCUUCGGUAAGGGUGGAUAAUUUUUGAUGCAAAAAAAACUGACUAUCAAAAAUGUAUUUACUAUUAGCUUCUUCCCUGUGACCCUGGGCUUUUAGUACAUAGUAACAUAUAAUACUCAAUUGUUUACCGCCGAGUUCAACAAACGUUAACAUAAUUAUCGAUGAUAUAUUUAAAAUGUUUUAUUAUGCCUAUGGUUUAUUACAAAUUUGAAAAUAUUCUGAAUAUUUCU
Molecule: messenger RNA, 859 nt
Organism: Bolinopsis microptera
Lineage: Eukaryota; Metazoa; Ctenophora; Tentaculata; Lobata; Bolinopsidae
Exons: 5
Coding region: 1-525 (174 amino acids)
Biological process (GO): transmembrane transport; water transport
Cellular component (GO): membrane
Molecular function (GO): water channel activity
Source: RefSeq, a predicted model, not a curated record